AUGGAACUCUGGAGAGGAGUAGGUACCGCCUCUAAGACACACAUCACACAAGCACAUACUAACACACAUCUGAAUCAUGAUACUGAUCCUGAUCCUAAUGCUGAUUCGGAUCCUGAUCCUAAUGCUGAUUCGGAUCCUGAUCCUAAUGCUGAUUCAGAUCCUGAUCCUAAUGCUGAUCCUGAUCCUAAUGCUGAUUCAGUUGCUGAUCCUAAUGUUGAUUCUGAUCCUGAUCAUAAUGUUGAUUCAGAUCCUGAUCCUAAUGCUGAUUCAGAUCCUGAUCCUAAUGCUGAUUCUGACCCUGAUCCUAAUGUUGAUUCUGAUCCUGAUCAUAAUGCUGAUUCAGAUCCUGAUGCUAAUGCUGAUUCAGAUCCUGAUCCUAAUGCUAAUUCUGAUCCUGAUUCUGACCCUGAUGCUAAUGUUGAUUCAGAUCCUUAUCCUAAUGUUGAUUCAGAUCCUGAUCCUAAUGCUGAUCCUGAUCCUAAUGCUGAUUCUGACCCUGAUCCUAAUCCUGAUUCAGAUCCUGAUCCUGAUGCUGAUUCAGAUCCUGAUACUGAUCCAGGAUUGUUCUUGCAAUAA
This is a messenger RNA of Haliotis rubra (blacklip abalone), 576 nucleotides long. RefSeq names its product clumping factor B-like. The coding region runs from base 1 to 576 and encodes 191 amino acids. The record is from RefSeq and is a predicted model, not a curated record. NCBI's taxonomy places the organism in Eukaryota, Metazoa, Mollusca, Gastropoda, Lepetellida, Haliotidae. The transcript is spliced from 2 exons.